AUGCCCUUCCUUGCCUGCGGCCCGGCUGCCUGCUCCCGCUCAACCCCUCGACAAGCACCCAAUCCUUUCGCCCUCAAUUCCGCUCUGCGUCACACUUUGGAACACAAUUCCUCUCUCAAGAUAGACGAGUCAAGUGGGCACGCAGAAACAAAGAUGCGAGAGGGUCUGGGUGCGGCUUUCGGAAAGCCACCCCUUCCCCAUCGGUCGAGGAUGAAGUCCAAGAGGCUCGAUAACAUUGAUCGACCGAGCUUGGACUCCUCGGACAGGGCUGCUGGCGGCUGGCCGAAGAAGAUAUCUCUCUAUGGUCAUCGUGGUCAUCGGUGGCGAGCGCUCGUCGCAGAACGCGAAACAUACGGCGAGGAAGACCUUGAGACUGUCCGGCAAGCUCACGCCUAA
Messenger RNA from Fonsecaea multimorphosa CBS 102226, 396 nucleotides. RefSeq lists its product as uncharacterized. The record is from RefSeq and is a predicted model, not a curated record. The transcript has a single exon. Bases 1 to 396 code for a protein of 131 amino acids. NCBI's taxonomy places the organism in Eukaryota, Fungi, Ascomycota, Eurotiomycetes, Chaetothyriales, Herpotrichiellaceae.